AGAGUGUGUUUCUGGAACUAGAAGUGGAAGAUUUCUGCUACAACGUGUAAAAUACAAUCACCUAUCGUGCUUCGUAAAAUUAUGGUGUUCCAUUGUACACUGGACUAAUUUUUUAAACAUUUAAUCUAUUAUAAUAAUCGAUACUAAAAUGGCGAGAAGGAGUGCAAGAGUGUCAGAAAAAUUAUCAGUCCAGUCUCCUCCACCAAGAAAUGUAGAUUCUUCUCCUAAAAAGAAGACAACAAUUAAAAAUUACUUCACAGUUCUUGAUCCAUAUGUUUCUAUUGAAAAAUUGAAUCUGGAAACUCCCCAAAAAACAUCACCAACCAAAAAAGUGAUCAAAGAUGAACGUGAAUCCUCUGAGGGAUCUAAUGAGGAAAAUGAAACACCUGUCAAAAAAAGUGAAAAAAAGACAGAAAAUGUGAUCACAAAAGCCACAUCUGAAAUGUCAGAAUAUGAAAAGGAAAUUCAACGAAACAUUGAAGAAAGAAGGAAAAUGUUCCAAGAACUUGUUGGGGAUGCCAAAAAGGAUUUUGAGAGUGAAGUAAUUCGGGAGAAGGUAAACAAAGCAACUCAACGUGGACUAAAAAGGAAAAUGGACGAAAGCAUUGAAAUCCCUCCCUUGAGAAUGUCUUUACGAAGCAGAAAGCCACCUAAAGAAGAAUUUUUCAUUAUGAAAGAUAACGAUGAAAUCAAGCAAUGGCCUAGUAAUCCUAAAGUUAAUAAAUCAGGUACCUUUACAUUAGCUGAUGCCUACUUGGACCAAGAGUCAAUUGAUGACAGCAAAUUUAUAGAAGAAAUGAUUCCUUUGUUGGAAAAAGAGGGUGAAUUAGAAAAAUUACCUGCAGAUCAACAAGAUUUCUUGAAAUUGAUGAAAUCCUUCAGCAUUAACGAGGAAGGAGUAGCCAAGGUGUCCAAGUCCCGAAUUUAUUCCCUUGCUUGGCAUCCGAGUAACUGCAAGCUCCUUGUUGCCGUCGGUGAUCGUGAUGGGAACAUUGGUUUCUGGGAUAUUGAUAAGCUUGACGACAAACAUCAAGGCGUUCGGGCGUUUAAGGUUCACAACCAGCCAAUCAACUGCAUAACUUUCGAUAAGUUUAACUCAACAAGAUUGCUAACCACUAGCUACGAUGGUUAUGUCCGAUGCUUAGAUUUGCAUUCCAACGUGUUUGAUGAGGUUUACUCGAUCAAAAGAACGAAUAAAACGUGGACAGCCUAUCACGCACAGAAAGACCCAUCUACCCUAAUCAUUUCACAGUCCAACGGAGAUGUAGCGGUAGUUGACUGCCGGACAAAACCUGGUAGCGUUGCAAACUUGAUCCAAUGUUUUGAAAUGAGCGCCAGAACAGUUAGUUUACACCCACAGGAUGAAAAUCUCUUCAUGACGUGCAAUCGCUACGGAGAGGUAGGAAUAUUUGAUGUGCGAUACACGUCUACAAACAAUAAUGCCCUCGCCGUGCCAGUCGUUAGUUUCCCGAAAGCUCCAAAAGGAGUUCAUGGAGCGUUUUUCUCUCCCAUCAGCGGACAGUACGCCCUGACUACAUGUACCGACGACACCUUGAAGUUGUAUGAUGUCCAGAAGGGCAAAUCGGAACCAGAGUGCAUCAAGUCCAUAUAUCAUAACAACUUCACUGGACGUUGGCUCACCCCAUUCAAAGCUGUUUGGCAUCCUCAACGGGAUGACGUUUUUAUCGUUGGAAGCAUGGAACAGCCUAGACGAGUUGAACUGUAUGGCGCUCCCUCCGGCACACUCCUCCAUAACUUCAACGGGGAUUUCCUGGCAUCGGUGACUUCAAUAAACGCUUUUCACCCGACAGUACCUAUUUUUGCUGGCGGCAACUCAAGCGGCCGAGUCCACAUUUUCCGUGCUUAGUUUUACCUUCCAAAUAUUUCACGACUUUUCGACGAUUUUGGUUUGAAAAGUUUUAAGUGGCAUCACAAUUAAAACCACAAUAUAUUUGUGGGGAAGCAGUUUUCGUUGGUAAUUUGAAGGCUUCGUCUGAGUAGAUAACUCAAAUUCUACCUCUGAAUUGAUAGAUGUAUGUGCCUGCUUCUUUGCUCCUCCCUAUAUAAUACACUUUUUAAAAAACAA
This is a messenger RNA of Daphnia pulicaria, 2086 nucleotides long. RefSeq names its product WD repeat-containing protein 76-like. Gene Ontology annotation, molecular function: protein binding; DNA binding. Gene Ontology annotation, biological process: regulation of DNA damage checkpoint. The coding region runs from base 149 to 1867 and encodes 572 amino acids. The transcript has 10 exons. The record is from RefSeq and is a predicted model, not a curated record. Gene Ontology annotation, cellular component: nucleus. Lineage: Eukaryota; Metazoa; Arthropoda; Branchiopoda; Diplostraca; Daphniidae.